AUGUCCGCGAAAGCCCCUCGAAUUCCAGCAUCAGUAUGGGACGGGUACAAGGAGGAGAUUACUGCUCUCUAUACUGCGCCCCAUGGGACGUUGGAAAAGGUGAUGGAUGCCAUGAAGGAGAGAUACGGCUUCCAACCAACCAAAAGCCAGUAUGCCACGAAGUGGAAGCAAUGGGGUUUGCAGAAAUAUGCCAAUGCCCUUGACUACACAUGGGCAGACCAGAAGAUAAAGAAGAGGGCCCUAGAGGGCAAGGAUACCGAUUUCAAUAUUCGUGGGAAGAAGAUAUCACGUAAGGACAUGGAGAGGGAGAUCGGUCGAAAUACGACCCUGACGAGCCGAUUGCAAUAUGCGAAAGAUAUUCCUACCCCCGAGGGUAUCCAGGUGUUUACUCCAUGUCCUGAUGUCGAGGUAUCCUCUACUCUUGCAAACCAGUUGGAAUAUACAGAAUAUAUCCUGUCUCCAGAGGGCGUCCAGGUGUCCACUCCUAGUGCCGACACCGUCACACUCCAAGAAGCGGACAUCAACUACUUGUUAUGGUUCAGGUUACAGAAGGAUUUUCCAGCCCUGAUCGUACAAACAUCUCACAAUGAAUUCCCUCCGUCGACCAUCUCUAACAUGCUAGAUCCGGCAGGAAAGCAGCUUGAUAUUCUACGUAACCCGCAAUUCGGGGUCAAGCUACUACAGAUGGCUGUCGGAGAUGCACUGAAGCUCGAAGACUCGAAAGUUUUUAUAUUGAUUAAGGACCCUAAAACGCGUCAAAGAAGACGCCGAUAUUUGAGUUCUUAUUUCCCACCAAGUGACGCCGAAGUUGGUCUCAUUUCUUCUCCAUUCAGAUCUACGGAUUUUGGGAUGCCAUCUCAACUUGCCGCCAUGCAAAGAUUUCUGCAGUAUUUUGUUUGUUUGACCAACAACGACGCACUUGAGCACAGUCAGACUUUCAAUGUAGUCACCUGGCUUCUAAAGAAAUUCAACAAGUCUCUCUUCGCUUAUAUCUUCAACCUGCGGACCACCACGAGCAAGAUAUUUAUGAGAAAGAUCUUACCAGCCUCCGUGAACUCCGGAAACACGAAACUGGUUGAAGAGAUUCUUAACCGAGCGUUUGUUUCCAGGACUCGUCACGAUAAUGAUCUACCUCUGGACGCGGAAUAUUUACAAGAGUACUGUAUUACAAUAGCGGUACAAAGGCAAGAUCAGCGGAUGCUACAGUUGCUCUGUGAGGCAGGUUUCCCUCCUCAGUUUUACCUAGAUAACAGCAAUCCCCUCAGUCAAAAACACUUGCCAUUAGACACAGAUAUCUUCCUCAGUCAAGGACACCUACCAUGGAACACAGCUAGCUUGGACAUUUUACAAACCCUCAUCUCAUUCGGUGCGGAUCCAGAUGGCAUGCUUGUGAAUGUUGAACGCGGAUUUCCUCUCAUUAAUGCUGCGGAGUUAGGGAAUCUAGCGGCCGUGGAUAUGCUGUUGAAAGCAGGCUCAAGGGUCAAUUCAUAUGUGAGAGACUACUUUGGCACUCCGUUACAAGCAGCAGUAUACGCAAAUCAAGCGAAAAUGGUCGAAUUCUUGAUUGCAAAAGGAGCAGAUGUCAAUGCUCCGUUUGGUGAACAGUACAGACCCAAAUCAUGGCGAUGGUCAGACGCCUAUCGAUUGAACAACAAGGUCCGGGAUAGACACCAGUGUAUCGCCAAAACACCAAUUCAAAUUGCAUGCGAGAUGAACAACAUGUCUCUGGUUGAACUGCUGUUAGCCAACGGAGCACUCGUUGACCUUUCUCCACUGUCUCGUAUUACGGCUGAGGGCGUGAGCUACGUUGAGAGUGCCAUGUCCUAUAUCACGAAUUUCGAGUCUUCGUCUGGUUAUUCAGAUGAUUAUAGCCCUAAUUACAAGACCAUUCUAUACUAUACUGCAUUCCAACACAGCGUCCAACACAGAAACAUAUUUCUUCUAUACCGGCUGCUCUCACAAGGAGCCAAUCCUGACUCGAGAAUCAUUCCGAAUUGGGGAGAUACGCCAUUGCAGAUGGCAGCUCGACUUAAUUACCCCGAAAUAGUAUCGAUACUCAUGGAGAACGGGGCCAAUGUCAAUGCCCCUCCUGGAAGGGUUAAUGGCAGAACAGCAUUACAGGCUGCGGCCGAGAGUGGAAAUAUAGAGAUGGUGCAAUUGCUUCUAUUCAGCAACGCGGAUGUGAAUGCCCCCGCAGGAUAUGAACGAGGAUUGACUGCACUGCAAGCUGCCAUUAAGAAUGGUCAUUUUGACGUUGCAGAGCUGCUUCUAAAGUCAAAUGCCGAUAUACAUGCACCCCCAUCACCGCGAUACGGGUUGUCAGCUAUCGCAGCUGCAGCAUCCGGAAAAAACCUCUCAAUGCUCGAGUUCCUAACAAAAAAUGGUUCGGGAGGAAGAGAAAGUGUGCCCGCUAUCUGUGCAGCUGCGGAAUACAGCUGGGUGGAGGGAGCUCGUUACCUUCUGCAACACGGAAGCGAUGUCAACUCCGUCUGUGACGAUUAUAUCAGCCCGUUAGCCUGGUCGAUCACCAAGCAAAAUUUAGCAAUGAUGAAAUUUCUUCUGGAAUCUGGUGCAAAUCUCAAACUUCCUAUGAAAGAAGAGUUAUGUGUGUAUAACGAUGCGCUCUGUUUUGCCAUAGAGCAAAGAUGUCCGCGCGAAAUCAUCUUUUUUCUGUGCCAUCAUUAUGCCAAAUUGGGUCCCAGCCACCUCCAUGAGGAGGCUCUGGCUCUGGCAGUGGCAUAUAUACAUGACAAACAAGACGGCACUGUGAUAUUAAGAAGCAUUCAAGAUAUCAUGUCGGGGUUGUCUGAGGCCUCCUACUCGAAACAAGUUGCAAGAGCAUGGAGAGCUCUUUCAAAUAACAUCUAUGCCGUUUCAGGGGAAAGAAUCGACGAAGAUCAAAUGCAAUUAAAAUUCAAGAUUCUGCUGGAAAUGGGGGCCGACGUCAACAUGUAUGAAGACGGCCCGACUGCUCUGCAAUCAGCAAUCCAUGCAGGACAAAUAGGGCUGGCUAAAUAUCUACUUGACGAGGGCGCAGAAAUCCAAGUACCAGCAGUUGAAUUCACAGGCACACCUCUCCAAGAGGCGAUCGCAAUUGAAGAACUGGAACUCGCAUACACUUUACUGGAAAGAGGCGCCGACGUUAACGCAUCAGCAGCGCCAAAUGGAGGUCUCACUGCACUGCAAACAGCAGCAGAGACCGGUAAUAUCAACAUUGCAGUAGAGCUUCUUCGACGUGGAGCGCAUGUUGUUGUAGCAACUGCACCACAAUAUGGCCGAACAGCGAUCACUGCUGCUGCAUGUUACGGACGAGAAGACAUGCUGCAACUACUUCUAGAUCACUAUGAUGGCAGAAGCCGGGACUUUUUGAGCAUCUGUCAGGGAGCAGCGGUCUGGGCAGAGGCUACAGGGCAUCCGGAGAUUGCUGCUUGGCUUCGAGAAUAUAGAGUUUCAAGAGUACAAGAUUUAGACCUUACCAGACUACCCACUCAGUAUCCGAUUGUUCGUGUCGGGCCAUAUUCGACCCAAUUGUAUUAA
Talaromyces marneffei is the source of this 3537-nucleotide messenger RNA. RefSeq lists its product as uncharacterized. NCBI's taxonomy places the organism in Eukaryota, Fungi, Ascomycota, Eurotiomycetes, Eurotiales, Trichocomaceae. The coding region runs from base 1 to 3537 and encodes 1178 amino acids. Gene Ontology annotation, molecular function: protein binding. The transcript has 4 exons. The record is from RefSeq and is a predicted model, not a curated record.